CUCCACCGCCAGGGAGGAAGUGGUGAUAACCUCCUCUUCCUUCGCUUUCUCGUCGAUUUCUCGGCCGUUGGUUAAUCAACCCAAGUUAUUGGUUACUCUCCGGCCGAGCUACGAGUCUACAAGCCACAAGUUGGCUUGGUCUGUGACGGUCUCUUGUCCUGCGGUUGUUGAAGGCCUUCAGCUGAACUGCGCUGCCUUGAGGUAGAACAGCCCUGCAUAGUUAUCAUUGUUUGAAGUCCAUAUUGUCAUCGCUAUUAUCGUUAAUUCUAUUCUCAUACCUUCUUGUUCUCUUCGUGUCACUGCUGUUGCUGUUUCUACUCCGUACUUCUCAUAUCCUCCUACGCUGUAUUGCUGUUCAAAAAGGUCUCUUCGUGUCCUCAACAGUUGACAUUUGAGGCUAUCACAAAAAUGGCGACUUCGACGCCCACACUGAUCAAUCUCCCCCCGCCUCCCUCCGAUCCCGUCACACCAUCGGAUAUGGGCCCAGGUACUCCCAACUCCGGCACGACAUCACUCUCUGCGCUGUCGACAACCGCGAUCAAAGAUGGCCACCAGGGCCAACCGCACCCGUACGCGCGGCAUGCCCACCAUUCCUCCUCGACGUCCAUGGCGUCUACGAACACACUCGAGGCCGAACGUGCGGACCGUAUCUCCCGGCUUGCCGGACUGGAGCGCGUAGCAACCGCUCGCGGCAGCGGUGCCAGCGGCCAACAACCGCAGGGACCUACCUCUGCUGCCGUGGCUGCGGGCCACGUCUCCGGUUACUUUGACAACUAUCCGGCUCUGAGGGAGCGCAGCACCGUGGGAAGCGCCAGCGCGACGGGCAGCGUGGGCGGCCGUACGACUUGGGCCAGCGGAAGCGAUGCCUUUGACGCCGACAAAAUGAGCGAGGGCCCGGACGACGGGACCUCUAGCGUGGGCAACCUCAGCGAUGAGGGUGAUACGCGGAGCCUAGUCGGGUUCGGCGAGGGAGCCAGCAGCACCAUCAGUGGGCCGACUUCUAGUCAUCCGGGCCUUCAUCGCUUGUCAUCGGGGGGAGGGCGGCCGGCCCCUCUCGGUAGCCCGACUAUGACAACGACUAGUCGGGGCAACCACCACCAACAACUACAGCAGCAGCAGUACCAACAGUACCAGCCGUACCAUCCCUCUGCUCCGUCAACCACUGCACAAUCGUUAUCCACCAUCGAGAAUACGGCUCUUCCCCCGUCGCCGUCGCCGGCAGGGUCGACUACCCCGGAGCCCACGACAGCAGCCGAGACGGCGGCAGCGGUGGACGCCCGCAUGGUUGAUGGCAUGACAUACGACCCAGACGUGGUUGACACGACAGCGCGGACGCCGCGCUUGGUGACGCCGUACGACCGGAGCCCUACUUCGGGGGUCUCUCAACAAGCAGAGAUGUAGUCUUUACUACCUCUGUCUGUCUCAUAAGUAGAAAAAGAAAAAAAAAGAAACUUAUCUCAGUGAACGACUUGAUGACUCGGUUGUACUUCUACGGUGAAAAUCAGGAUAUGGAAUCGGAAAGUGUCUUUCAAAGCGAUCCUGAUCGAGAUGAUUCCACUCGCUGCUAGGUUGAUUCUGCUGUCCAUUUUGAAUGAGAUAUAAUUGUCGUGUUUUGGCUAGGGAAAUAUCUAUACGGAGUACUAUUUAUUAUCUCUAUUGUGUCGAUAAAGUAAACCCACAAAACAAGAUAGACACUACUCCGUAGACUCUCUCUAGACACCCUACAAUAUACUCUUAAGCAAUUAGUAGUAACCAUAGGAAAUAAAUAG
Molecule: messenger RNA, 1769 nt
Organism: Penicilliopsis zonata CBS 506.65
Lineage: Eukaryota; Fungi; Ascomycota; Eurotiomycetes; Eurotiales; Aspergillaceae
Exons: 3
Coding region: 409-1401 (330 amino acids)
Source: RefSeq, a predicted model, not a curated record